AUGUCUCAGCAUGAUCUGCCUCGUUCAAGCCAAACCAAGGACAAAAACUUGAUUUCAAUUAGCUAUAUGCUAAUAGUUCUUGCAGCCCUGAUACUGCCGCUGCUAAUUGCCCUUGUGCUGAGGGAAAUCAUACGUUGUGUUCUGAGAUACAACGGAAGAUUUCCCUUCGAGUCUGCAGAAGCUGCAAUUGCACGUUUGGCAUCAAAUGGGUUGGAUAAAAGUGAGUUGAGAAAGAUUGAAGUGAUAGUCUACGAGCCAGGAUUGAAGAUGUGCUGCCAAGAAUCAGACAUAGACACCAAGAAGAUCAGGACAAGUCAAGACCUUCACAUCCUGCAUAUGAGGACUCAAGUAGCAGCUCAAAAUGUCAAGCACCAGAUAAAUAAUGCUGCAAUCUAA
Lycium barbarum (goji berry) is the source of this 396-nucleotide messenger RNA. RefSeq names its product RING-H2 finger protein ATL73-like. The coding region runs from base 1 to 396 and encodes 131 amino acids. The transcript has 2 exons. Lineage: Eukaryota; Viridiplantae; Streptophyta; Magnoliopsida; Solanales; Solanaceae. The record is from RefSeq and is a predicted model, not a curated record.